Messenger RNA from Moneuplotes crassus, 1665 nucleotides. The record is from the annotation of a GenBank genome assembly. NCBI's taxonomy places the organism in Eukaryota, Ciliophora, Spirotrichea, Euplotida, Euplotidae.
AAAACAUGGAAGAAGAAAUUAAUAUUCAGGUUAAAGAACAAAAGGAUUUCGUAGUUACUAAGAAGAAACUUAGGGCUAAUUCAAAACCCUUUAGGGCUCAGACAGUUCUUGACCAUCCUAGAGAUCAGCCUGAUGGUAACAAGGAAGGGAUCAAAGGCCUAAAAAGAAACACAGGAAGAAUUAAAGGCUCCAAGAAGACACUUAAAGCAAGAUUAAGAUCAAAGAAAAGUUUUCAUAGUAGUCAACCAUAUCUUCUUGGACUGAAUAGUCAACAGAAAGUUGGUAUUUAUGAAGCUGUAGGAGUUAAUCCUUCAAAAGGAUCUCUCCGUGCAAAUAAACUUGAAUGAGGGUUUAAAAUUACCAAGAAGAGAGCAAUUUCAAGAAGUAAAAAGCGUAAAAGGACAAAAUCAAGCAAGAAACAAAAUUUUAGUUUUUUAAAUCACUAUGUUAAUGAACAAUACAAAGAGAUGAAGAAAUAAAGAAUCUCAGAAUGCAUUGGCUGAGGUAAAGCUAUACCAAGAAGCUGGGAUCCCCCCGCUUCCUAGUGGAAGCCAAAAACAAAGUGUAACUACCGAUAAGAGAGUAUCCUCUACAGCUUCCACAAAGUAUAGAUCAAAGAAAGAAACAAUUAAGAAAACUGAGCCUGAAAGCCCAAAGAUGGAAUUCAAUAAGAAGUUAGGUUUGUUUAGAAAAGUAAGACCUAUAACACCAGCAGCAGUUGGAAGACAGAAUAAACCAAAGCUCAAAAGAGUCUCUAGUGCGAAAGAAAGAAAAAGUUCUGAAAAGCAUGAAACAUCAGGAAGUAAUAGUCACCAUAAGUUAUUCUCAAAAAUAAAAAUAAGUUCUAUUCAGCAAUUCGCCACUCAGGAUUGAGGAGAUGUCAAAGAUUAUGAUCUUUCGCAUAGAAUUGGAAGGGGAGCUUAUGCAGUAGUCAGACUUGCUCAUCAUCACCCUAGCAAUGAGAAGAGAGCAGUAAAGUUAUAUGAUAGAUCAAAGUUAGUUGAUGGAACUAGAAAACUGAGCCUUGUGAAAGAAAUAAGAAUCCUAAGAAAGGUUGAUCAUCCAAAUAUCAUCAAACUGCAUGAAUCUAUUGACACAUCAACCUAUGUUUAUUUAGCCACAGAAUACAUCUCUGGGCCCUCCUUACUGAAAUACCUAAAAUCCAAGCCAGAUAGGAAAAUGCUUGAAAAUGAAAUUAAACUAAUCUGGACACAAUUAAUCAAAGCUGUAGCUUAUCUUCACAGCAAGAACAUUUCCCACAGGGAUAUUAAACUAGAAAAUAUCUUACUGACCAAAGACUGAAAGACAGUAAAGCUCAUAGAUUUUGGCUUCUCUACUGUCUGAUCUCCAUAUAAGAAACUGAAGAUAUAUUGUGGUACUCCAUCGUAUAUGUCUCCUCAGAUAGUCCAGAGGAAGGAAUAUAACGGGCUCCCUGCUGAUAUUUGGGCAUGUGGGGUACUCCUAUUUACUAUGUUCUGAGGAAAAUUCCCAUUCAAAGGUUCUUCAGAAAGGGACCUUUACCGUAGAAUUCAGAGAGGUCUUUACAACACUCCAGAGUAUGUCCCAAGUCAAGUGAAGGGGCUACUGACUAAAAUCUUGAGCAUUGAUCCAAACAAACGUUUAACAGCAGAUGAAAUUCUUGAGCAUGACUGGGUCAAAAAUUAA